Messenger RNA from Peronospora matthiolae, 663 nucleotides. The record is from the annotation of a GenBank genome assembly. NCBI's taxonomy places the organism in Eukaryota, Oomycota, Peronosporomycetes, Peronosporales, Peronosporaceae.
AUGCUAUUCUGUUUCUAUCUUCUCGCGCUCGCACUCGUCGUGUCGAUUAGCAGUGGCUCUCUCUCGGUUCCACCCACCAAUAAUUCGACCAAGCUACCGGCGCAGAACAUGGACACCUCCAUGCGGUCGGAGACAGACGGAAAACGCAUGCCAAUAGUGACCGACGUUUCCAAUGAGUCCGCUUUUGAAGAAAGGUGGUGGCCGGAAGCUGAUGCGAUAGUAGGAACUGUUAAAGCAUAUCUGAAGCAACUGAUUCAGCCUGUGCAAGUCAAAGGGCCCCUGCGCCCAGUGUUACGAGAAGUAUCGAUGGUCCCGACGGCGAGGAUCAUCCCGACUGAGAGGGAUAUGGGCUUGCAAGACCCUGUGCAUCUGGAUCCUGAUGACAAAUUUCAACAGGCUUCGAAAAUGGUAACGGCUAGAAAGACGCAUUUGGACUUGGCGCAUGCCAACGUCGAUACGUCAACGUAUGCACAGGUUCUGAGAGCCCACGCGAACGUUAAGGAGAGUCCCGAGCGCGAUGACGCUAUAACAAAGGCAGAAGCGGAUGUGGCAGAGUACGCAAAAUUUAAAAUUUUGUACGAAUUGCAAAAAUGGCAAGCUGAGGUGGCAUCGCACGAGAAACCUGUGGACGAAAACCAAGCGCCUCACCUGCCUUCGUUGUAG